AUGAGUUUGAGAAGAGUGAACAUUGAGUCGAAUAUACUAACAAAGUCGUCGGAAGUAGAUGAACUAUUUAUCCUAAAAUGUCUCUCAAAGUUUCAUAAAACUAGAGCACUCAGUGAUUUUAAGGAGAGGCAAAAAAUUAAAAAUUAUGUGGCAACUGUUUACAGACAGACUCCAGCAGAAUUUAAGUUUCACUUUCGCUUGUUACCAUCAACAUUUGAAUUUUUGCUAAUGCAAUUACCACCAGCUGAAACAUUUUUAGGGCGAACCCCUAUUGCGAAUGAUCGUCGUUUGCUCUUAACAUUAUGGGUUUUAGCCAAUGAAAAAGAGACUUUUAGAUCAGUGGCUGAACGGUUUGGGGUAAGUGAAUCAAGCGCUCACAGAAUUUUCACUUCAACCGUUGAUGCUAUUCACAAUAUUCGUCACAAAUACAUAGUUUGGCCUCAAGGAGGUGAAAGAGUGCGUAAUUCCCUAGGGUUUCAAAAUUUGAGAAAUAUUCCUUUUCCUGGUGCUUUUGCUGCAAUUAAUUGCACUCAUAUUCGUAUCAGUGGUAAUAUAAAAGAUAAUAGCUAUCUUAAUCGGAAUAGAUACCAUAGUGUAAAUCUACAAGCAGUUUGUAAUUUUGAAGGAAUGUUUAUUGAUGCUUUUGUAGGAUUCCCUGGAUCCUGUCAUGAUGCAUAUGUGUUUUCAAAUAGUCCAUUAUAUCAGGCUUUAGAAGACAACCCUAGAUUACUUUUACCUAAUGAGCAUUAUAUAUUAGGUGAUUCUGCAUAUCCACUUACAAAGUAUUUGAUGAAACCCUAUCGUCGUUCUAUACUAAUGCCACCAGAACAAAAGUUUUUUAAUACAGUUCUUUCUUCUUCAAGAACUUGUAUUGAGCAAGCAUUUGGAGGUUUAAAAGGACGUUUUAGACGUUUGAAAGGAAUUGAAUCAACUGAUAUUACAUUAGUUUCUAAAACUACAGUGGCAUGUUGUAUUCUACACAACUUAUGCGUUAAACAAGGGGAGGAUAUUGAAGAAUAUGUUGAAGUCGAAGAUUGUUAUGAUUCAAAUGAACGAGAAGCUGUAGGAGGUCUGGAUUGUUCAUUACAGUUUAAAUCUGUGGAAUGUUAUGAUCUUGUUCUUGACACAUGGAGACCAGUUUCAGAAAUGUCUGUAUGUCGCAAUGGUGUUGAUGUAGGAGUCAUGGACGGUGUUAUGUAUGCUAUUGGCGGCUAUGAUGGAACAGUGCAUAUUAAAAGUCUUGAGGUUCAUAGACCAAGUGAUGGAGUUUGGUAUUCUGUAGCUACAACCCAAUCACCAACACUUGGACCAUUGAGACAUUGUCAAAACGUAGAAUUUAUGGUGGAGUAG
This is a messenger RNA of Aphis gossypii (cotton aphid), 1350 nucleotides long. Its product is annotated as putative nuclease HARBI1. Gene Ontology annotation, molecular function: protein binding. The record is from RefSeq and is a predicted model, not a curated record. NCBI's taxonomy places the organism in Eukaryota, Metazoa, Arthropoda, Insecta, Hemiptera, Aphididae. The coding region runs from base 1 to 1350 and encodes 449 amino acids. The transcript is spliced from 6 exons.